AUGUCACCACAAACAGAGACUAAAGCAAGUAUUGGAAUCAAAACUGGUGUUAAAGACUAUAAAUUGACUUAUUAUACUCAUGAAUAUGAAGUCAAAGAUACUGAUAUCUUGGCAGCCUUCCGAGUAACUCCUCAACCUGGAGUUCCACUUGAGGAAGUAAGGGCCACUGUAGCUGUUGAAUCUUCUACUGGUACAUGGACACCUAUAUGGACCAGUGGGCUUACCAGCCUUGAUCGUUACAAAGGGCGAUGCUGCCACAUUGAGCCUAUUCCUAGAGAAGAAGAUCAAUAUAUAUGUUACCCAUUCCAAAUUUCAUUCCAAUCAAACGAUCAGCGUCUACCAAUAUAUCUUGCGGUAACAAAAAUGUAUUAUUCUAAGGAUUCAGAAAAUGCUGGAUCUCUGCCUACACAAGAAAAUUGUUGA
Molecule: messenger RNA, 423 nt
Organism: Gossypium raimondii (Peruvian cotton)
Lineage: Eukaryota; Viridiplantae; Streptophyta; Magnoliopsida; Malvales; Malvaceae
Product: ribulose bisphosphate carboxylase large chain-like
Exons: 2
Coding region: 1-423 (140 amino acids)
Biological process (GO): carbon fixation
Molecular function (GO): ribulose-bisphosphate carboxylase activity
Source: RefSeq, a predicted model, not a curated record